CACCGGUUCGUCCGAUGUUUUUCAGCCCCGGAGUUUACUCAUGAGCCUGACCCCCAGGCUCAAUCUGAGUUAACAGCCUUCAUCAGCCAUGGCCUCUUCGUUCAUCGUGAAAGUUGCGACAGCCGCGCUGGCUGUGCAGCCGGCCUUGGCAGCGCGCAAGAACAUCAUCAUUGAUACUGACAUCUUCAGUGACUGCGAUGACACCGGCGCCCUCCUGCUCGCCGCAACCUCACCAGACGUGAACCUCCUAGGAGUCAACGUCAACUACCCAUCAACCUAUUCAGUCACCGCGACUUGUGCAAUCCUCGCUCACUAUGGCCUCGCGGACGUCCCCAUAGGUGCGCGCAGACCUAUGACAGAUGAGCCCUUCUUCGACACUUUCGCCUACGACCUAGGGGAGUACGCAAGCAAGAUCUCGUACCACUAUUCGGGCGGCUCGCUCCCCUUCGGCCAGGCCGAAAACGCCUCCGACGCGGUGACGGUCUACCGCAGGAUCCUCGCUGAGGCCGACGAGCCCGUGACCAUCGUCUCCAUCGGCUUCUUUGAGAACCUCUCCGCGCUCUUAAACUCCACUGCUGACGCCGUCUCCAACCUCACGGGGCCCGCGCUGAUUGCGAGCAAGGUUUCGGAGCUGUUCAACUUCUUUGGGGAUAAUCCUUCGCACACGGCGCACGUCGUGAACAACUGGAAGGGGCGCAUGGUCUUCUGCGGGACUGAAGUCGGCUCGAUCGUGUUGUCCGGAGCGAAGCUGCUUGCAGAGGGCCCCCUGUCGGAUCCGGUCCGGCAGGCGUACAUCUACUACAACUUCUACCGGCCUCGGGAGUCGUGGGAUCCGCUGACGGUGUUGUAUGCUAUGCAUGGCCUCGGAGACAUCUUUGAAUACGGCAACACGAACGGGCGGAACUUUGUCUAUGCCAAUGGCUCGAACGAGUGGGUUUAUGACAAGAACGUCACUAAUCAGCACUGGUUGAACCUCAGGGUGGACAAUGUCACGGCGGCGGCGGCGCUGGACAAGCUUUAUCUGGAGGGGGCGUGGUCGGUGGUGAACGGGACUUCGGCAUGAAGAGCUUCAAGCACCACGUUCUCUUCUGAACACCGACUAUCCGAGUAAAUGUAAGCUUAGUAUUUGUCCUUAAUAAUGUUGCAUUUCGGACUUUAUACGUGCGCUGCAUUUGCCAAGUUUAACGGACUCUGG
This is a messenger RNA of Colletotrichum phormii, 1195 nucleotides long. RefSeq names its product inosine/uridine-preferring nucleoside hydrolase. Bases 89 to 1063 code for a protein of 324 amino acids. The transcript is spliced from 3 exons. Gene Ontology annotation, molecular function: hydrolase activity, hydrolyzing N-glycosyl compounds. The record is from RefSeq and is a predicted model, not a curated record. NCBI's taxonomy places the organism in Eukaryota, Fungi, Ascomycota, Sordariomycetes, Glomerellales, Glomerellaceae.